AUGGAAAGUGUGAAGAAACUGUUAUCGGAUCGAAAACUCAACAAAACAGAACUUUUUGUGCAUCACAGUCCGCCGAAAUUGCUAGGAGUAGUCUCCGCUACCGAACUUCGUAAAUGGCUUCGUGGUGGAACUGAAGGCAAGCUGGAACGAGCUGUGUUGAAUGGGCAGGGGCAGCGUUUGCUUUUAGAAGCGGAGACUUUGCCCCUUUCGAGAUAUCUCAUUAAUCUGGUCGCUAAAUGCAAAGCUUUGCAUGCUGCUGUUGAAAGGGGAUCACUUCUUGAUCUACAAGAACUUCUAGAAUCUGAUUACAAUCGUAAUAAGCUGUCAACGUGCUGUGACGAAGCUGGAGUGGGCUUGCUACACAAAGCUGUGUACUACAACUACACGGAUAUCGUAGAAUACCUCGUCAAAUAUUUCCAACACCUCGUGCACCAAAGAGAUUCGGAAGGUCGUAUAGCUCUACACUACACAGCGGCGUGCCACGAUGAAGCGACGAUGGCCAGCCUUCUGGAGGGUGCGGGGGCGUCAAGGGGCGCGCGGGACGCCGCUGGACGUACACUGGCCCACUACCGGCUGGCUCGCACUCUGCUCGUGUUACCCGCCGCUGCAGACAUGCCGACCCGACCAAACCCUCCCGGUUUGGUGAUAAAGCGGCACAAUAUCCGAAUAUGGUGCCACGAAUGCGACAUGGGGCGGCUCCAACGAGUCAUUUGGGAUGGGCAGGGCUCGAGACUACUAAGCGAAGUGUCCAACCAACCAAUAGUCAAGAAAUUUCUAGAAGCCGUGCCAUAUAUGAUGAACACAAUCAAGGAUAUACACAACGCAGUCAUUCAAAAUGAUCUGGAGAAUGUAAUUAGACUCACAAAUAGCCCGGUACCAUCGCAGAUUUUAUCCAGCAAGGACGUGAAUAAUAUGACAGUUUUUCAUAAGGCGGCCGGAUUGGGGCAUUGCGGAAUCCUAAAGUACAUAAUUGAAAGAUAUCCUCAAGGCAUAAGUGAGCAGGAUAAUGAGGGACGAACACCUUUACAUUAUGCUGCCAUUGUUCGAGAUGAUCAACACACAUUCAAAACACUUAUUGGCUUUGGAGCUGACGAAGGAGCCGUAGAUAAUAAAAAUAAGACUCCAGCUUACUACAUCAACAGACCUCAAGAGUUAGAUAGAAACAGUUUGAAGGUAUUGCCCGAAGCUCCCAGAACACCGUCCAGUACCUAUCCGUCAUCUUGGGAUUGGAAAAUUCUUGAUACUGAGUACACAUUUGAAUUAAAUAAGAAACCGAAAAGAAAGAAUUUUAAAACAUCUUCCGAAAACAUCUCAUCCAAAAAUACUCUUUCUGAAAGCACAGAAAAUCUAAACGUUAUGAAAAAUAGCAGUACACAUGAAUUAAUAAAUAAUUUACCAGAACUAAAUGAUAAUGAUAACGGAACAAUACACGAAGAACACAUUGAAGACAAAAGUGAUAGCUAUACAGUAGAAAAUCCGACAAAGGAAACAAAGACUAUCGAGGUUAAUACAACCUCCGGUGAAAAUGACAAGCAAACAGAUGAAGAAAAGCAACUAGAACAAACUUUCGAGGAAAAAGAAGAUAAUAAGGAUACGGAUAACGAUAAUGAAAUUGAAGGAAGUCCGCCAGAUAAUAUAGAACAUAUAAAUGAAGAUAAUGUUGAUUUAGAUGAAGAAGUAAAUAAUCCAAAAAUAAAUAGUCCAGAAUACACUGAUCAGACUGAAAAUAAAGAGAAUAGCAAUUUAAUUUCCAUAGAAAAUAUAACUAAUAAUAAUGAAAAUGAAAAUAUUGUGAGUGAUGAACAUAAUUCUGAAUUUAUGCCUCAUACAGAAAAUAGACAGAUCAACGAAGAGGAUAAAAUUAGCUCCAGUGAAGUUGCAGGAAAUGAAGACGAUGUACGUAAAACCGAUUUGGUAGAAAAUAGAAGUACACAGGAUUUCGAAAAUGAAAAACAUCUUAAUGAGUGCGAAACAAAAGAAGCACAAGUAACUGAUAUUCAAGAAAAUGAAACGAGAAAUGAUGAUAACGACAUUCAAGAUCGACAACAAGACGUCGUUGCAAUACAAAGUAAUGGUUAUAACAACGAAAUGAAUAUAGAUUCAAACAAUGGUGAGGUUCAAAAUGGAUAUAGUGAAAAUAAAAAUGAUAUUGAAAAUCACAGAUCCAUAGAAGAAACAACUGUUUUGGAUGAUAAAGGUAAUACAAAAAUUGAUCACAGUGAAGACGAUGAUGACGUACAAGUACAAGGAAACAAUGGUCGAAAUAGUCAGGAGAGUCUAAUUGAAGGUAUUGUGAGUAGCGAAGCGGAAAAGGAUUCACAGGACGCAAGUGUUUUAAAACAAAACUCAGUACAUCACGAAGAUUUACUUGACAAUGAAAUAGAUCCCGAAGUAACUGAAUUGAUAAAUACGGCAAAUAUGGAAAUGUUGGCGACAUUAGUAUUAAAUGGGGAAGGAGCGAGGUUAAUUGGCAGGCAUUCGGAUAAUUUAGAGUUACAAUCGUUUUUGGAAAACGUGCCCGCGUAUAUGCAAAAAAUAAACAGGGUGCAUAUAACAGCAAGGGACGGAAAUAUAAGUGAGCUUCAAUCGGCGUUGGAUAGAAGAAAAUUUGCCAUUGCUCGGGAUCCCAUAUCAGCGAAUGGUGCGACUCCGUUACAUGUAGCUACCGUAUUCGGCAAAACUAACAUUAUUAAAUAUUUGGGUGGAAGGUUUCCUGAAACUUUGUCAGCUGUUGAUUUCGAAGGACGCACAGCAUUACAUUAUGCAGCAGUUUUACCAGAUAAUGGCCAUUAUUAUCACUUACUUCAACAACUUGGAUCUAAUUCUAAAGAUCUAGAUGAUAACGGGCGAUCUGCAGAUGACUAUUAUAAAGACCCAAACUUACUGCCGUUUAAUCAACUGUUAAACGAUUUUGGUAUAAGUAACGAUGUCAUUAAAGAGAUGUUUUCAGACAGAGUGGCAGAUGACCGUGUUUCAAGUCGCCGGAACCUGGAUAUUCCAGAAGUGAUAGAAACAUUGCACCGUUGUUACCAACUUCUGACUUCGGCGAGAUCAACAAGAACUCCUUUAUCUGCCUCAUCAAAUAAAGCGACACCGCCGCUAGUUCUCGGAAGGUUCCUCAAAAAAUCCACAUUUGAACUGAUAAAGACUCGUAUUACAAAACUUGAUCAUGACCUCUUCGAUGUUAUUUGGCCAGCUGUUAAAAAGAUACCAGACACACGCAACGUAAUACAAACGGUGGAAGAAGACUUUCCAGGUGGCGUCACCGCUCCAGAUUAUUACGUAUAUGAUGUCUUUAGUGAAUUUUUAACACCACUUAUCAAGGAUUUGCAUAACAUUAACAUUUCUUACGACUUGCCAUUUCACCCUCCGUCAGAUUUCAUUAGAGAUACAGCAAUUACAAAUUCUUUACAUUCUGAACCUUUAGUUGAAAUUAACGUCGAUCCAACUGAAGAAUUGCUGAUCAAAAAGGGGGGGAAUUAUUAUACAUUAAACGAAGUGUUGGAAAAGCCCUCUGAAAUUAGUGCCACAUUAGCUGCGGCAGGGUUGCUUAUAUCUCUUUGUGACAGGGAUGAAAUUGAUGACUAUAGACGGCUACAUGGAAGACACUGGCCUUACGGACGCGGUGUAUACUUAAGCGAUGAUAGAACUGUAGCUGCAUGGAUUAAUGUGCAUGACCACUUAAGGGUCAUUGUUUCAAAUCCGAGCGAUAACCCCGGGGAAGUCGGUCUACCAUUUAGCAAACUAUCAUACAUUAUGACGCAUAUUCACGAUAAACUUGAUUUCGCGUGGCAUGAUAGAUUAGGUCAUUUGUCAGGCGUAAACGCGACGGACGGACACUUGGACAUUCCCAUCUUCCACACGGAAGAAGGCAGAUAUCUGGCAAAGUCACUCGGCGAUCCUUUGAUAAAAGGUCUGACAGAAGUGGCAAAUGUUAAACCGAAGGAUCCGAUCGCGUUUCUCGCUACAUUCCUUCAUAAUUUCCCUGAUCACGAAAAGCCCCGAUUAGGUACUCAGGAGACAAAUACAGUAAUAACUAAAGAAGACCCGGAAAUCGAAAACGAACUUCCAGCACCGAACGAGAACUUUUUGGGAUCCGAAGCAAAGCCAAUCAGUGCUAAAACCAGAAGUGCGAAAACUGCUAUUCGAUCUACUAGGCCUAUUGAUGUCAUCGCUGUAGAUCCACAGCAAGCUAAUCCAGAUGCACCCGAAGUGGCUUUUAGCAGCGCAAACAGAGAUGAACACGGCCAAUCAAUGUUGCAUUUCGCGGCGGCUCGCACCCACACAAAAAACGCACUAUUUCAACUUCUACAAGAAACCGAUGUUAGCAUUGGUUAUAGAGAUGAAUUAUACCGAACCGCACGAGACAUAUCAAUACAGGCAAACGUUAUGGAGAACACGGUAGAGAUAGAUCGGUUUGUUCUACAUCUAGCAGCCAGAGGAAACACCGAUAAAAUAAUGGAGUUACUUAUGCAAGGCUAUGACCAUAUUCUGGAUGUAGUGGAUGAUGGAGGAGCUCCAAUCACUGAAGUUGUAUCUGAAAGGGACGAUACCGACAUGUCCAACUUGUUAGCUUCAAUACCUACUUUUGAGGAAUCUAGAGAUCGUCUCCACGGAGCCGUAAGACGAGGUGACUUAACGGAGGUACAACAAAUCCUCUCUGCUGAAGGUGGUCAGACCUUAGCGCGUUCCCAAAACUCGUACGGCAGAACCCCCCUUCAUGUAGCUGUGCUUGCGCAGAACGAAGACAUCGUCUCAUAUUUAGCGGAAUCCUUCCCGGAAUUAUUGAAAACAGGAGACAAUUUGGAAAGAACUCCGUUACAUUAUGCGAUGGGCGUUGAGAAAAUGGAAUCAUUAAGUCGCAUUCUAAUCAGAGCUGGUGCAAAGCGAGUCUUAAAGGAUCUCAAAGGGCGGCAACCUACCUAUUACUUCAUGAACAAGUCCGACAUAUUAAGAUUAAAAGAGGAAGAGGAAAUGUAUUAG
Molecule: messenger RNA, 4983 nt
Organism: Leptosia nina
Lineage: Eukaryota; Metazoa; Arthropoda; Insecta; Lepidoptera; Pieridae
Source: the annotation of a GenBank genome assembly